Messenger RNA from Hydra vulgaris (swiftwater hydra), 1281 nucleotides. The record is from RefSeq and is a predicted model, not a curated record. Lineage: Eukaryota; Metazoa; Cnidaria; Hydrozoa; Anthoathecata; Hydridae.
AUGUCCUUUCUACCACAAGAUGAAGAGAAGGACCAAGAAACAUUCAUACACUUAGUCGAGUCAGAUAUUGUGAACCAUGAGCAAAUAAUAAAAGAAACAGAAAAUGAUAGGGUAUUGAUGGAUAUCAAAACCAGAAUUAGCAAAAAUAAUUGGAGCAGAUGCUCGGUAACAGAAAGACCCUAUAAAUCUAUUAGGAAUAAACUGACUAUCGAGAAAGCAAUUGUAUGUAAUGGUGAUCUUAUUGUACCUCCUAAGACAAUGAGAAAGAUCUUCAUCAAAUCGAUUCAUGAUAAUAUACAUUGUGGCAUAAUGCAAACGCGAUGUAGGUUAAAAUUGGAAGCCUGGUGGCCUGGCUACUGUCAAGAUGUUGAAGAAUAUGUGAAAAACUGUGAAAAAUGUGCCGAAAUAAAAGUGAAGAAGGAAAGGACAUUACAUACAUGGCCAAGUGAAAAUAAACCUUGGUGUAGAGUACAUAUGGAUCAUGCCCAUGUACAGGGUAUCGGACUGUUUUUGAUUUUAGUAGAUUCUUUUUCUGGAUGGCCGGAAGUUAUUAAGGUAAAUAACCGUGAAGCGGCCACUGUAAAGGCAGUACUACAAAGUGUUUUUUCAAGAAAUAGAGUUCCAGAGGUUUUAGUAUCCGACAAUGCUGCGGAAUUUCAUGAUACCACCUUACACCAGUGGCUAAAGAAAAUCAGUUGCGUGCCUUAUAAGACUCCACCUUACCACCCUCAAUCUAACGGAGCAGCUGAAAGAAUGGUAGAGACAGUCAAGAUGGGUUUAAGAGCUUAUUCACCGGACAAAGGUUUAUUAUGCGGAUAUUUAAGCAGAAGGCUUUUAAGUUACAGAACAAUACCUCAUGCAGGAAGAUCAAGGAGUCCUUCCGAGAUGAUGGGAAGGCAGUUGAGAUCCCCUCUCACCAUGAGUUUCGAAAGUGGAACACCGUUAUGGUACCGCCAAAUACCAGAUUCCAAACCUGAACCUGCUUCAUUCAUCUCUCAGGCAGGUCUAAACACUGCGAUCAUAUUAAGGAAUAAUUCUUCGGGUACGUUAGCACACUGUGACCAAAUAAACAAACGCCUAAAUGAGCCUAGUAUACUUAUGGAUAAUGAAGACAGUAUGCGGUAUGAUCAUAUCAAUAAUGAGAAAAUCGAUCCUUGCAAUAGUGAUAAAUCUGAUAUGCCCGAACUACGUGUUACUAAAGGAGAGCCUAAUCAGGAUCGAAGAAGUACACGGUCGACAAGGGGGCAAAAGCCAAUACGUUUCAGGGAUGUGAAGCCGUGA